AUGCGAUUCACAAUCAUCUCCGUCCUCGCCCUUACCGUCGCCGCCACUGCCUCCGCCGCCGUUGCAACUCGUGACGGCCCCGAUUACGGCUCAUGGGAUUUCUCCGGCUCCGCCACCUUCCCCGUCAGCGGCUACACCUCCUACCAUGUUGACGCGACGUACCACAAUAGCGAGCUAGCAGCGCCGAUCGAGGUGACGUGCAGCUAUCUCUACAACCCUCGAGACAAGACAGAGACCGCGUCAUGCUCGGACCCAAGUUUUUCGUACGACUUCGGGGAUGUUCGGAGCAAAGCUAAUAUCCUGCGUGCUGUGGGCCAGGCUAACACUGUCGCAACUGUGACACUCAAGCAGACCGUCGGGCUGUGGGGAAGUAAUGUCACCGUGACUGGUGCGAAGGAGUUUGAUUUUGACUUCAGCGGCGGUGCCGGUUUUACGGGGACUGCUGCAGGUACCAUUGAGGCACAAACAGCUACGGCUUGA
Colletotrichum spaethianum is the source of this 480-nucleotide messenger RNA. RefSeq lists its product as uncharacterized. The record is from RefSeq and is a predicted model, not a curated record. The transcript is spliced from 2 exons. The coding region runs from base 1 to 480 and encodes 159 amino acids. NCBI's taxonomy places the organism in Eukaryota, Fungi, Ascomycota, Sordariomycetes, Glomerellales, Glomerellaceae.